Molecule: messenger RNA, 1581 nt
Organism: Lodderomyces elongisporus
Lineage: Eukaryota; Fungi; Ascomycota; Pichiomycetes; Serinales; Debaryomycetaceae
Gene: RIT1
Product: tRNA A64-2'-O-ribosylphosphate transferase
Exons: 2
Coding region: 1-1581 (526 amino acids)
Biological process (GO): charged-tRNA amino acid modification
Cellular component (GO): cytoplasm
Molecular function (GO): tRNA adenosine(64)-2'-O-ribosylphosphate transferase activity
Source: RefSeq, a predicted model, not a curated record
AUGUGUAAAUCACUGCUUUCAUUCAAAAAUCGAUUACAAUCUAUAAUUCACGAUGCUAAUUUUGUCAAACUAGUCCAUGAAAGCUUGGAGUAUCCGAUUGUUGCAAACGAGCGAUGUGGCCUCUGGUAUGUUCCGCCAAAGGAUCGAGCAGAGACUUGCUACUUCAAAUCUACUGACGGUCAUACAAAUGUGUGGUCUUUUUCUUUACGAAGAUUGAAUUUGCAUCUCUUGUCUUUAAUUCGCCAAAACGGGGAAGGGGUCAUGAUUGUUGAUUCAACACGGCGUGGUAAAAGGAUGCCAGAUGCCUUGCUCAAAACAAUUCCUAUAUGGUGUGCUGUGUUAAACGAAGUGCUUUAUGAUAAGGUUGCAGUUGUGAAUGACAAUGACGAUUAUAUUGACAAUGAUAUUGAUGAUAAUGAUAAAAAGAAUGAUUUCGAGGCGUGGUUUAAAACGCCAGAUUUGGUUCCAGAAAGUGAACAUAAUUCAAUCUUGAAACUCAUCCCAGAUUUUGUCAAGCAGGUUAAGGAGAUGAAUUUGAUUGAUGUAGAGAAAUACCGACUAGAUAAGCCAUUGGUGCCCAGAUGGUUCUAUCCUGGAUGUCCAGAACAAAAUCUAGAUGACUCUGUGUACAAUAUUUGUUGUGUUUCAGCAUCAACAAAGGUCGAUGUGCACAGGACCAUUAACACGAAAACCAAAGACGGUCUGAUAGUUAAUUUUGAAUAUAUACAAGGUUCGGCAGAUGAUCAUGAGUUAUGGGUUCCCAAAUCAUUACCAGGCUUAGGUGCGAAUGUGUUUUGGCACAUUGUUUCCACUACUGAUAUACUUGAUAAAACUACAGGUUAUCUUCCAAAUUGGCUUUCCGAUGGAGAUUUGGAAAAACAAAUCAAAUCACUAAUAACAAAUCAGGCAUUAACUCAUGAAAUAAAUCUUUUUCCUGUUGGCAGCACGGGCUUGAAGUUUGGAAAAAUAGAACGAGAUAUAAAAUACCUGGAAUUGGAAGCAAACACCGUCAUACUCCAUGACAAAUUCAAGGUUGUUGAACUUCCUGAGACAUGUAAAGAUUCUCCAACAAAAUUUACGGUACACCACUAUCCAGUUCCUAGUAAUAAAAAGGGAUCAAACAUGCUCAGAGAAAUACUUCCCAAACUCAACGACAAGCUAGAUAUUUGGGAACCAUUGGUAGUAUUGUGUGGUACUGGUCAAGAUAUAAGCAUUGGUAUGAUAUUAGCAUUGUUGUGUACGUACUACAACCUAGAGUGGGAUCUUUUGGAUACAAAGAGCCCAACAACAACAACAACAACAACAACAACAACAACAACAACAACAACAACAACAACAACAACAACAACAACAACAACAACAACAACAACAACAACAACAACAACAACAACAACAACAAAUAUUACUACCACUACUGCUGCUGCUACCACCAGUACUACUUCAGAGAAAACAAGGUUGCAGCCCGCAGGUGCUGUCUCCAAGGCUAUAGUCAAGAAGCAUUUGAGCAAACUUUCCGAAUCAUACAAGGUCAACCCGAGCCGAAGCACUCUACAAAGUGUAAAUAGCUUCCUAUUCACUUGA